Molecule: messenger RNA, 738 nt
Organism: Porites lobata
Lineage: Eukaryota; Metazoa; Cnidaria; Anthozoa; Scleractinia; Poritidae
Source: the annotation of a GenBank genome assembly
AUGCAGCUGCUUCCCACUCACGCUCCAGAAGUUUACGAAGAAUUCCUAAAUGGCAACCACCCAGUGAGUAGAUCAAGUCAACCCUUUAGCCUUUGGACUGACAUGGCCUUGGAACAAACUAUCAAUCUCGACAGCAAGACUAGAGGGGGUAUUGUUGGCUUGACACAAAAUGCUUCGGCACUAGACAGAUGGUUUAUAACAAGUCACAAGAGAGCUGAGCUAACUGCUGCAACCAAGCGACUUUGCAACCUUGAAGACUCUGACAAGAUUGGGACUCACAAGGAGGCAGGUUCCCAAAGAGUAAAGAGGAAUGAAAACGAUGUUCAGCGGCUGAUUAACACCAUUACUGAUACCAUGUCAAACCCUUUUGAUUUGAGUGAGGCAUCGAAGGAAGAAACAGUUCAAUUACGAAACAUCGCCACUGGACUCGUUAUGCCGCAUGACGCGGCAGAGCAGCUCGUUGACUGUUUCAGCACAGGAGCAGAAGAAGCAAAGAAAUUUAGGAGACAAAGAAUGGACAGUGAUGGGGUAUCCUUUUGGAGCAAGAUAUCGAAAUUGAAUUUGAAAACAUUUGCUUCUCUGGCAAAAACAAAUCAAAUCAAGUGCGCAGACGAGAAGAUCAUCACUAUUUCAGCUGACAGAAAUUUGUUUGGAAGACUUCUAAUUGCUGCAAAGUGUCGUGACGUUGAUGUGAAAGAGGUCCUGAGAUAUGAACUGUCCACCGUGCCCUUUGCAUUG